Messenger RNA from Drosophila elegans, 1090 nucleotides. RefSeq names its product THO complex protein 7 (gene thoc7). Gene Ontology annotation, cellular component: THO complex part of transcription export complex. The coding region runs from base 78 to 908 and encodes 276 amino acids. The transcript has 3 exons. The record is from RefSeq and is a predicted model, not a curated record. Gene Ontology annotation, biological process: mRNA processing; mRNA export from nucleus. NCBI's taxonomy places the organism in Eukaryota, Metazoa, Arthropoda, Insecta, Diptera, Drosophilidae.
CGAAGGGACCGUACUGCGUAGGCAGUCAGAACAGCGGCGAGUUCGGCCACACUGCCUUUUUGUAAUUCAGAUUCGUGAUGAACGACGAGGAAAUCAUAAAGCAGCGCCUACUGAUCGACGGCGACGGUACCGGAGAAGAUCGCCGCCUGAACGUGCUGCUGAAGCAGUUCCUUAAGUGGGCCAACGCCAAGAACGAUUCGCCGGACACCAAUCCCAUCAUGUACGACCGUUUGAUGGCCCAGUUCGCCCAGUGCAAGCUCACUGCGAUGAAGAACGUCCAGACUCUGCAAAUGAUCGGCGCCGAGCGGGAUAACUACAGCAAACUGGUGGAUCAGCACGAGCAGAGCAUCGUCCUGGCGAAGGAGGAGAUCGAGGCCAGCAAAAAGGAGCUGAUCACCGCCAAGCAGAUCCGUAAAAACAAGAUGGAGUACGACCUGCUAGCCUCGCUCAUACAGGAGCAGCCGGACCGCAAUGGCACCCAGAAGCAGAUCGAGACCAUUAGGAAGGAGAUUGAUGACCUGGUGCAAAAGAAACUCAAGAUGGAGCGGAAGUUCCAGAAGCGCCGCAACGACUUCACUCUGCUCAUGUACACUAUUCACGAGCUGGAGCAGCAGCUGGACCAGGACAACAGUUCCUCCUCUUCCUCCUCAUCGUCAAGCUCUUCUUCUAGCGACAGCGAGGCCCGCUCGGAGCCGGAUCUGAACGACAACGGCAUAAUGGAGGUCAGCGACGAAGACGACGACCUCAACAACAGCAGUCCCACCAAGUUCGACGGAGUCCGCGGCGAGCCCAAGUUUCACUCUGUAUCCACGGAGGACUCCAAGGCCAUGUCCGUCGAGGAGGAUACUGUGCUUGAGCUGAGCAUCGACAAGGACGAGCACGACGUGGAUGUGGUUGUGGCCAGUUAGGUAGAAAGCGCAAUCGAACGAAGCGCAUAUCAAGCUAUAAUAAAAUGCUAUGAUUUAUGGAAAUUGAAAAAAGUAUACGAUUUGUUUUUGUAAAUAAAUCCAUCAAUGCCUGAUCAGGAAUUUGUCGUUUACCAAGAAUUUUGAUAAACAUAUAAACUUCAAUAAAAUUAACUUAAUUUAAA